CCCUUUGCUGGGUAGAGAUGCCACUCUCGCCUCCUUUUGGAUAGAGGACUGCAGGAGGCUGGAGCACCUCAAGGAGCCGCGUCCCGCUCCCAGAAGAUGCUGGGAACAAUGAAAUAAGAAUUCCUGCGGUCCGCCCGAAGCCACCAUGUUGACGCGACUUUUCAGCGAGCCCAGCCUGGUCCCCGAAGUCCCGAAAUUCCCCGGUUGGGCCGAGGAGUGCGAGGAGGAUGCCCGGAGCGAGAAGGAGGAGCGGGCGGGGAAGGGCUGCGCCCUCCCCGAGGAGCCGCCCGAGGGUUCGCUGGGAGAGAGCAAGGAGGAAGGGGAGCUAGGAGGGGACGAGGAGGAGGAGGAGGAGGAGGAGGAAGGCCUGGAGGAGGCGGAGGGCGAGCGGCCCAAGAAGCGCGGCCCCAAGAAGAGGAAGAUGACGAAGGCGCGGCUGGAGCGGUCCAAGCUGCGGCGGCAGAAGGCGAACGCCCGGGAGAGGAACCGGAUGCACGACCUGAACGCGGCCCUGGACAACCUGCGCAAAGUGGUGCCCUGCUACUCCAAAACGCAAAAACUCUCCAAAAUCGAGACGCUGCGCUUGGCCAAGAACUACAUCUGGGCUCUCUCCGAGAUCCUGCGCUCGGGCAAGCGGCCCGACCUGGUCUCCUACGUGCAGACUCUGUGCAAGGGGCUGUCCCAGCCCACCACCAACCUGGUGGCCGGCUGCCUCCAGCUCAACUCCCGCAACUUCCUGACGGAGCAGGGCCAGGAGGGGGGUCGUUUCCACGGCCCCAACGCCGCCUCCUUCGCCGUGCACCCCUACCCCUACCCUUGCUCGCGGCUGGCCGCGGCGCCCUGCCCGCCCGCCGCCGGCCCCGGGCCGCACGGGCUGAGGACACACGGCUACUGCGCCUCCGCCUACGAGAGCCUCUACGGCAACACCUCCCCCGACUACAACAGCUCGGAGUACGACGGGGGGCUCAGCCCCCCGCUCUGCAUCAACGGCAACUUCUCCCUCAAGCAGGACUCUUCAUCCCCCGACCACGAGAAAAGCUACCACUACUCUAUGCACUACUCGGCGCUGCCCGGCUCCCGCCCCGCCGCUCACAACCUGGUCUUCGGGUCGGCGGGGAUGCGCGGGGGGGUCCACUCCGAGAACAUCUUCCCCUACGACAUGCACCUCCCGCACGAGCGGGGCCCCAUGUACGAGGAGCUCAACGCCUUCUUCCACAACUGACCCCCUCCCCGAGACCCCCUCCCCAUCGCCGAGGUGGCGGGGAGGGGGGGAGAAUCCCCCACAUCCCCCCCCGCCCCCCCAACCCGCGGCGGCCCCGCGGAUCGGCCCCCGGGGCUCCGCCGUGGGCUUUGGUGCAAUA
Passer domesticus (house sparrow) is the source of this 1361-nucleotide messenger RNA. It is a transcript of the gene NEUROD2, whose product is annotated as neuronal differentiation 2. Bases 146 to 1222 code for a protein of 358 amino acids. The record is from RefSeq and is a predicted model, not a curated record. Gene Ontology annotation, molecular function: E-box binding; protein dimerization activity; DNA-binding transcription factor activity, RNA polymerase II-specific. Gene Ontology annotation, cellular component: nucleus. Lineage: Eukaryota; Metazoa; Chordata; Aves; Passeriformes; Passeridae. The transcript is spliced from 2 exons. Gene Ontology annotation, biological process: positive regulation of transcription by RNA polymerase II; sensory organ development; axon development.